AUGAAAGCUGACCGCCUUUCGAUUCGAUGGCUUGACACAUUCUAUUUCAAAGGAGACGAUGUUUUACAGAGGCAGACCACAACAAAUAGUUCAUGGAUUUUGAAGAAAAUUGUGAAACACAAGGAAGCUUUGAGCACGAGUAAGCAUUGGUUAGAAGCGGCAACUACCGGCCAUUACAAAAUUGGAGCUGUGUACAAAGAUUUGAAUGGUGAUAUGGAACAUGUCAGUUGGAAGAAGAUUUUGGUUGAUAACCAUGCUGAACCACAAACGGGUUUCACAUUGUGGAUGGCGCUUAUGAAACAAUUGCCCACAAAAGAGAGAUUACUUAGGUUUGGUAUUAAUGUGGACUUAAAGUGCUGCUACUGCGAUAACAGUGGAAACAUACAACACUUUUUCUUUGGCUGUAGCUACAUCAAAGAUAUCUGGAAGCAAAUCCUUCGAAAACUUAAGGUGAAGCAUCAACCACUUGCUUGGGACCAAGAGGUGGAGUGGAUUACCAAAGAGACAAAGCCAAAAGAGGCGCAAAGAAUGAUUUUGAAGCUUGCCUUUGCGGAAACUGUGUAUGAGAUUUGGCACGAAAGAAAUGAUAGGGUAUUCAAGAUAUGA
This is a messenger RNA of Vicia villosa (hairy vetch), 606 nucleotides long. RefSeq lists its product as uncharacterized. The record is from RefSeq and is a predicted model, not a curated record. Bases 1 to 606 code for a protein of 201 amino acids. The transcript has a single exon. NCBI's taxonomy places the organism in Eukaryota, Viridiplantae, Streptophyta, Magnoliopsida, Fabales, Fabaceae.